This is a messenger RNA of Microsporum canis CBS 113480, 287 nucleotides long. RefSeq names its product LSM domain-containing protein. NCBI's taxonomy places the organism in Eukaryota, Fungi, Ascomycota, Eurotiomycetes, Onygenales, Arthrodermataceae. Gene Ontology annotation, cellular component: catalytic step 2 spliceosome; U1 snRNP. Bases 21 to 287 code for a protein of 88 amino acids. Gene Ontology annotation, molecular function: RNA binding. The record is from RefSeq and is a predicted model, not a curated record. The transcript is spliced from 4 exons. Gene Ontology annotation, biological process: mRNA splicing, via spliceosome; spliceosomal snRNP assembly.
GCUUAAUUGAACCCCACAAAAUGAGUUUCGUUCCUCUCAAUCCUCGGCCUAUGCUGCAGUCCUUGAUUAACGACGAUAUUGUCGUUCGCCUAAAAUGGGGCCAAACCGAAUAUAAAGGCAGACUGGUCAGCGUUGACUCAUACAUGAACAUUCAGCUAUCACAAACUGAAGAGUUUAUCGAUGGGAGGAACACUGGUACUCUAGGCGAGGUUCUUAUACGGGUGCAACAACGUCCUUUGGAUAGGGAGUGCAAAAGGUGUGGAAAACAAGGACGUCCAGAUGGCUGA